Messenger RNA from Torulaspora globosa, 3081 nucleotides. It is a transcript of the gene VSB1, whose product is annotated as Vsb1p. The record is from RefSeq and is a predicted model, not a curated record. The coding region runs from base 1 to 3081 and encodes 1026 amino acids. NCBI's taxonomy places the organism in Eukaryota, Fungi, Ascomycota, Saccharomycetes, Saccharomycetales, Saccharomycetaceae. The transcript has a single exon. Gene Ontology annotation, cellular component: membrane.
AUGGCAGGUGCCAAUUACGGCGGUAAAUAUCCAAGACGAAGCAGACAUUCGAUAUCAGAGGCGAUUUCGGUUUCAUUGGGACUGCAGCACGAUCAUCACGACGGAAAUUCGAAUGCUCCAGAAGGUCAAAAUGAAUUAUUUACGCCAUCCCACAACAAUUACCUUGGGCGGUCGUAUGUGAGUGGGUUUCUUUCAGAUUCGCCGUAUGGGUCGCAAUCGUUGGAAUCGGACGUGCUUCCCACGUCUAGGCUGAGGGUGAAAUCUAUACACGCGGCUCAGAAGCUCCACAGACAGACUGCUAAGUUGUGUGAUGACUUUAAUGAACCGGAGGAAGAUGAGGCUGUGAAGAGUUACUGGAAUGGCGGCGAAGAGGACGCAGACUUCGUGGAGGAGAGCGAACAUGAGAUUGAAGACGAGAUUUCUAGACUUCCUGUUCAUGCCUUGGGAGAUGAGGACGAGGAGGAGUUCAACGAGGAGUACGAAAGCCUGGUGUCCGGCUCACACGGCGGCUACCGUGCUAUCUCGUCCUCUAGUGGGAGGGGAUUGCGAUCGACUGCUCGCUCCUUGAUAUGGGAUCGUUUUGCGUCCAGAUGCUCCAAGACUGUGUAUUACUUGCCGGCGGCGAUCCUGGGCCUGCUGCUCAACGUCUUGGAUGGAUUGUCAUACGGUAUGAUCAUUUUCCCUAUCACAGAGCCAGUAUUUUCCCGUUUUGGCCCAACCGGUCUAUCGAUGUUCUAUGUUUCCACAAUUAUCUCUCAAUUAACCUACUCCGGUGGGCUGUCGAACUUUACUUCGGGCAUCGGUAGUGAGAUGAUAGAGGUGACGCCCUUUUUCCACACGAUGGCGAUGGCUAUCAAGGAUGCAUUACCGGGGAAGGAUGACGAGAUCAUAACAACUACUAUAUUCUGCUAUGCAAUCAGCGCUGUGGUGACAGGCUUUAUUUUUUACAUUCUAGGAAAGUUGAAGAUGGGCAAGAUCGUUGGAUUCUUCCCUCGCCACAUCCUGAUUGGAUGUAUUGGUGGCGUGGGGUACUUUCUGGUGAUUACAGGUCUUGAAGUGACUACCAGAGUCGCCAAAAUUGAGUAUUCGUGGUCAUUUGCGUCGCACAUGUUCACCGAUAUCGACAUUUUAUUUAAGUGGCUAACUCCUCUGUUGCUGACUGUGCUGUUGGUAUUGACUCAGCGGUAUUUCCAGAAUUCACUGGUCCUUCCGACCUUUUAUAUUGCAACCCUCAUUGCCUUUCACUUUAUCGUUGCCAUUGUUCCAAGCAUUUCUCUGGACAAGCUGAGGGAGCUUGGAUGGAUAUUCCCUGUGGGGUCAUCGAAAGAAAAUUGGUAUGAUUAUUACAAGCUGUUCAACUUCCAUAAAGUGCAUUGGAGUCUCGUUUUGAAACAAAUUCCCACAAUGCUGGCCUUAACAUUCUUUGGUAUUCUGCAUGUUCCGAUCAACGUACCAGCAUUGGCAAUCUCAUUGCACAUGGACAAAUAUGACGUCGAUAAGGAGUUGAUUGCACAUGGAUUUUCGAAUAUGAUCAGUGGUUUUCUUGGCUCCAUUCAGAAUUACUUGGUUUACACCAACAGUGUAUUAUUUAUCAGAGCCGGUGCCGAUUCACCCUUAGCCGGAUAUCUUUUGGCCUUCUUGACGUUCAUCGUCAUGAUUAUUGGUCCUGUUAUCAUUUCCUUCAUUCCAACCUGCAUAGUUGGCUCACUGAUCUUCUUGCUUGGCUAUGAGCUACUAUUUGAAGCAUUGGUGGAAACUUGGGGUAAAGUCACCAAUUUCGAAUACAUUACAAUUUUCAUUAUCGUAAUGACAAUGGGGAUCUUUGAUUUUGUGCUUGGUGUUAUAGUGGGAAUACUAAUAGCUUGCUUUUCAUUUCUGGUUGACAGUACUAAGCUGCAAACUAUCAACGGUGAAUAUGAUGGAAAAGUUGCAAAGAGCACUGUUUAUCGUGAUUAUGUCCAAAAUAAAUUUUUGAAUGGCAUUGGUGAACAGAUUUAUGUAUUGAAACUACAAAAUGUUCUCUUUUUUGGAACUAUUAUUUCCAUUGAGGAGAAGAUUAAUAAGCUUCUGGAGAUGGGUGACGGAAAGGAUGCAAGAAUACUCAGAAUUAAGUAUUUGAUUCUGGAUUUUAAAAACAUAAAUGCUGAUAACAUCGAUUAUUCAGCCGCUGAAGGGUUUAACCGGAUCAAGCGUUUCACCCAAUCUAAACGCAUUCAACUGAUAAUAUCCUCAAUUAAAGAAAGAGAUCACAUCUACAGUGCUUUCAGUAAAGUAGGGCUGCUGGAUGAUGUCGAACUGUUUGGUGAUUUGAACAGCGCGCUAGAAUGGUGUGAGAACGAACUUCUCUUUCAGUACAAAGAACUCCGUGAAAAGGCAAGAAGAAGCCUUCUUGACAAGAGAGCUGUUUCGCCGGCAGUUGUAACAGCAGCAGACCGAGGGAAGGAAUUGAAAGAGUCCGGAACACUCGGUAAUGCCAAUUACAACAAUUUGAUGUCGCCAUUGCUUGCAACACCACGGAAUGGCCAAAUGCUGUCCGUAGCUCAAAAGGUUUUUAGAAACGAGCAAAAGACCGUCGACAGUUUAAAAACUCAGUUCAACGAACUACCAGCAGUUCUACCUCUGCUGCUGUUCUCGUUGAAGCUAUACAGACCAACUGUCAUCUCUGAGAAUACUAGUACGAGGACUAAAGAAACACAACAGUGGGCAAGACUAUGCCCGUAUUUCGCAAGAAGAAGACUUGCUUCACAGUCCAUAUUACUGCAUAAUAAUAACAUCUUCUUUGUGAUAGAAACCGGAAUCUUGAAGAUCGUCUAUGAUUUGCCCCAAGGUAUGGUAUAUGAGUCCCUGUCAAAUAGGACAUGCUACGGUAAAAUCCUAACGCCUGGUGUCGGACGCUCUCUUGAAGGAGAUGUCACUAUCAAAACCGAAACCGAGGUAACGGUCUGGAUCAUCGAUUCCAACGCUCUGGCAAAGUUGAAGCAAGAGAAUCCUGACUUAUACACUGAAUUGAUCCUUUUGAUCUCUGUCAUCAAGGAGCAAAGAUACAGACAUGUACUAGGAUACACUCUAAUCAGUGCCUAG